Molecule: messenger RNA, 3639 nt
Organism: Porites evermanni
Lineage: Eukaryota; Metazoa; Cnidaria; Anthozoa; Scleractinia; Poritidae
Source: the annotation of a GenBank genome assembly
AUGGAAACGAAGAAGCCCCCGGUCAACAGCCCCCUUGUGUUUUCGUCGAUAGUUUUCCCUUUUGCGCUCUGUUUCGUGGCAUUGAUCCACGUCGAGAUCGAGCUUCACGCUCAUCGGAAAAUGCUUCAAGUCUUGACUCAACAGACAGAAGAAAGUAUCCUCUCACGCGGUACUGUGAACAAUAAACCGAUUGCUUCCGCGCUGCGCAGUGACACUGGUAAAGGUGAGUGCUUUGUUUUACUGGUUCGCUGAUUCUCGUGGGCUUGAAGUUCUAACUGUUGCAUUCCGCAACAACGCCCUCAAUAGUUAGAUCCAGUAACUGUUUAAUACUGAACAGAAACGUCAUUCUGGCGUAUGGUUUCAGUUCAGGCUGUUUUCGUACAAGUUGAGAAGAUUUCCCUUUCUCUUCUGAAGGGCUGAAAUUAACCUAACCUGACAGAGCGUAAUUGUGGUGAUGCAAUUUUAGUAUUCCUCGGAUAGAAGUGUCUUUUCUUUUCUUUUUAGUUCAUGAAAAUAUAUCGCAUGCAGUACAGUAGAUAAAGUUUCUCUUUAGCCAGUAUCAGUAAAGCCGCUAUUAUGCAACGGCAUAAUUCUGUCUGUAAGAUGGAAGGGGCAAUUAAAUCGACUAAAACAUUCCUUCACUGGACGAUCAUGAAAGUGACAUAAAUUGUUUCUCAGUUGCAGAAAUACAAAUUCGUCACAAACGCAACUUGAAAAUAAACGAGGAAACAAACGUCAGCGAAAUCAUCAGUCGGGGUGACAUUAAAAGAGAGGUUAAACUGGCGAUGAGCAAGCUGGCCUGCAUGGCGCAUUGCCCGAAGGGUAUCAGGGGAAGACGAGGAAGGCCUGGUCCCCCCGGCAAACAUGGACCAGUCGGGCCUCAGGGACCACAAGGACCACAAGGACCAAGUGGACCUCAAGGAGAUCACGGGCCUCCUGGACCUAGAGGCGAUCAAGGCCCUCAAGGGCCUAGGGGCGAUCCUGGUGAAUCCAUCUCAGCUCCUUCUAUUGUGUCACCUCCGUCUUCCAUGCUGGUAAACGAAACUGGUAUAGCCUCAUUGCAGUGUGAGGUUAAAGGAAAUCCAAUACCUCAGGUCACGUGGCUGAAAGAAAAUUCGCGUCUUACCACCGACAAAAGAAUCGUGCAAACACGUAAUGGCCUGAUGAUAAGAGAUGUGACGUCACAAGACGGAGGUGUGUACACGUGUAAGGCGAGAAAUAUUCUUGGAGUCGUGACCUCAUCGGCCACAUUAACUGUUCAAGGUAAUACACCUUUUUACUUUGUAUGUUUUGUUUUCCCAAUUCAGACCACGUGAUAUUCUCCAGGGAAUUUGCCUUUUGUCUUUUCCUUGAUUAGCAUAUAAAGGCACGUGGAUGCACGUGCCUAAGACAAAAUUAAAAAGAAAAAAAAAACAGUUCUCUGGGGUACCAUCACGUGGUCUCAAAAACUUACAAGCUAAAAACCUCUAUUACUUUCCAGUAUUAUUUUCCUAGUGGACUCUCAGCUUCCGUUACACUACUAGCAAAAAUAUAUUACCCAAGCUUCGGAUGAGCUCUUGGAUGUACACUUUGUUAGGUUGUUUACAUGCACACUUUACGGCUUACAAUAUAUUUUUCCUAAUUUUGUACACAGUUGUACAUAUUUUAAGUUGUUUUUAGGUGUUGGGUUGCAGUUAAGACGCAAUUGGUGGUUCAAGAUUCUUUAUUCUUGUGAGAUUAUAGCCUUAGUCUAAAGGCUUACGUUCAAGCUAGUUGUCAUUAUGAGGCGACGGAGUCAAAGUCGUCACUUAUGACCUAAUGUAAAUCAAAAAUCGGAAUCGUAAUAGAUAUCGAUCGGAAGUGACAAGCUCAACGGAAUUGCAAUCGCAAAAAUCGGAAUGUCAUUUCCAUCUACUUUCAACUCCGAGCACUUUUGUCUCCGUUUAUUACGUGCUACUAAAAACCAGUUUAUCGGAGUCACGGAAAGCAGUGAAACAAUAAACAAAUCGCAAUAUUACAAAAACAAUGUUAUUGGGAUUAAAACACAAACACUGGCAUCCUAGAAGUUUAAAUUGAAGCCCUGCUCAUUUCCACCAUUUUGACAAUUUGGUAUUUUUUCACUCGUAAUUAUCAACGGAAGCGUUAGCGGAAUCCCGUCCCUCCUUGCUCCUCGCCCCGCUAGUGAAGGGGAGGAGCGAGGAGCCGGACGUCUGUAUUCUUAGGCUAGAGGAAUCUGAGAACUGCGUUUCUUCUUAAACAUCACUUUUCGCAAUUGGUUACCACUCUAACUCCGACUUUUCCUUAGUAAAAACCAGUCUCAAAAGAUAACCGCAGCCUCCGACUCAGGGGAUGCUUGGAAGGUGCGCGGGCUGCAUUAAAUGGCACGGAAAAAGUUGUUAAUUCACUAAUAUGAAAGUAGACUACACUUAUUGUAAGGUAACUUAAGGAAGAUUCCUCGUGGGUACUUAAAGUUAUAGGUUAACGUUCUUUCUAUCGUGUUUCCCAAUUGCAGUUGCUGCCUUGAUCACAAAAAAGCCCUCUUCUGUUAUCGUUGAAGAAGGAGAAAACGUGAACCUAGUGUGCAAAGCUAGCGGUCUGCCGGUGCCAACGAUGACGUGGCAAAAAGCAUUAGGUCACUUGCCAAGAGGUAAAACAACAGUGAUCGAUGGGAACAUGACUAUACUACGUGUAACGAAAGAAGAUAGGGGGACUUACGUUUGUUCAGUGAAAAAUCUCCUUGGAAAGGACUCCGCUCUCGCCCAGGUAACAGUCAUUGACAGGCUCAAAUUUACCCUAAAACCUCCUUUAAAGGCUACCGCAUCUGAGUUCAGCAACCUGAUGCUAAAUUGCAAAGCCCAGGGAGCCCUAGAAAUAACUUGGAAGAGAACCAACAAAUAUCUUUCUCGUACUCAUGUUAUUUUCCCAAACGGAACUUUAUUUCUCAAGAAGGUGACCACAAAUGACGCUGGAUCCUACAUAUGUGUAGCGAAAAAUUAUCAACGGACAAUAAUGGCAUCGUCUACUGUUGAAGUGCUCAAACCCAUGUCCUGUAGCAGAAUAAAGUCAGGCCACAGUGGAAGCUCUUCAGGUAAUUAUAUUAUUGACCCUGAUGGCAAAGGAGGCGUGACUCCGUUCAGUGUGUAUUGUGACAUGAGUGACAAGGGAGGAGUUGGUGUGACAGUCGUCAGUCACGACAGCGAGAGUAGAACUCAUGUUGCCAAUAUCCCUGGGUGUGGUGUGACUCCUGGAUGUUACAGAAAAGAUGUAUCUUACACUGGAGUUAGCACAACUCAAUUGGCGGCACUAACUCGAGUCUCACAGAACUGUGAACAGUUUAUUAAAUUUGAGUGCAACAAUGAUGUUGCCUUUGUGCCCGACUCAGUUGCCUGGUGGGUGUCACGUGAUGGAAGGAAAAUGAACUACUGGGGAGGCGCUGGUGGAUCAUUUAACACGUGCGCAUGCGGAGUAACAAACUCUUGCUUUAGUAGUGGAAAAAAGUGUAAUUGUUACAACGGUGGCAGCGGCUGGAGAGAGGACAGCGGUCUACUGACAGAUAAGUCUGCUCUUCCUGUGUCUCAGAUCAGACUGGCGGACUUUGAUGGCUCAAGUGAAGAAGGAUAUCAUACAUUAGGAAAGCUCAAGUGUUAUGGACAGGCAUGA